AUGUCAGGCUUUGGUGACGGCCAACGAGACUGGCAUCACUUCCCGGGACCAGCAAAAGGCUUUGUCCUGGUUCGACAAAGAGUUCCUUGCACCGCUGGAGGAAUCGCUUGCCUCCUUUCUGGGGCAACGACACAUGCCUUGCUCAGCUUCCGACGACGGCAUCUCUUCAAAGAAUCGCGCAAGCAUCCUCUACCGUGGGGCGGUGAGACGCCUCUUCCACGAAGCAAGCAUCAAGCUGGCCGAGAAGGUGUCCGAAGAUGCCCAGGACCUGAACAACAUGCUCCUGCGGGCAUUCUACCCGACGUCGGGGCCUGA
Messenger RNA from Symbiodinium necroappetens, 315 nucleotides. The record is from the annotation of a GenBank genome assembly. Lineage: Eukaryota; Dinophyceae; Suessiales; Symbiodiniaceae.